GCAGGUAACGCAGCUUAGCGUCCUGGUGAGUUGGCAGGUAGGUGGGGUGGGACCACUUGCUUGUCAGCUCAUUAAUUUUAAGCAGCUAGUUUGGAGGUGCUGCAGGCCAGGCGGUAGGUAGUAGGGCUGUGGAAAGGUAAGAGGUGACCCGGGAUGCCGGUGGCGGGGGAAGAAAAGAGGAGCCUCGAAGAGCUUGGAGGCAAAAUUGUACUUGGGUUCCAGCUCCCUGCAUCCCUUCUGCCCGGAGUGUGAGAGAACACUUCUUUUUAAGACUGCACUGGCCGAGAAGGCCUCCGUCCCAGGGGAGGACAGGCAUCUACACGGGGCAGAGACCCCGGCUACCUGCCGGGUGCGUCCCCCUCCCCCCCUCCAUCAGGAACGCCAGCUUUCGCACCCCCCAAGUCCCCCGCCCCCACCUCCUCAUUGGUGCUGGUUGACAGCGCUUGGCUUCAGCGCCUCCGCUUCGCGUUUGAAUCUGGCUCGCCCCUCCGUAUUAUGUCUGCACUCCGAAGGAAAUUUGGGGACGAUUACCAGGUAGUGACCACUUCGUCGAGCGGCUCGGGCUUGCAGCCCCAGGGUCCGGGUCAGGGCCCACAGCAGCAGCAGCUGGUCCCCAAAAAGAAGCGGCAGCGCUUCGUGGACAAGAACGGCCGCUGCAAUGUGCAGCACGGGAACCUGGGCAGCGAGACCAGCCGCUACCUCUCCGACCUCUUCACCACGCUGGUGGACCUCAAGUGGCGCUGGAACCUCUUCAUCUUCAUCCUCACCUACACCGUGGCUUGGCUCUUCAUGGCGUCCAUGUGGUGGGUGAUCGCUUACACCCGGGGCGACCUGAACAAAGCCCACGUCGGCAACUACACCCCCUGCGUGGCCAACGUCUACAACUUCCCCUCUGCCUUCCUCUUCUUCAUCGAGACCGAGGCCACCAUCGGCUAUGGCUACCGUUACAUCACCGACAAGUGCCCCGAGGGCAUCAUCCUGUUCCUCUUCCAGUCCAUCCUGGGCUCCAUCGUGGACGCCUUCCUCAUCGGCUGCAUGUUCAUCAAGAUGUCCCAGCCAAAGAAGCGCGCCGAGACCCUCAUGUUCAGCGAGCACGCGGUGAUCUCCAUGAGGGACGGCAAACUCACGCUCAUGUUCCGGGUGGGCAACCUGCGCAACAGCCACAUGGUCUCGGCGCAGAUCCGCUGCAAGCUGCUCAAAUCUCGGCAGACACCUGAGGGUGAGUUCCUUCCCCUUGACCAACUUGAACUGGAUGUAGGUUUUAGCACAGGGGCAGAUCAACUUUUCCUUGUGUCCCCCCUCACAAUUUGCCACGUGAUUGAUGCCAAAAGCCCCUUUUAUGACCUAUCCCAGCGAAGCAUGCAAACUGAACAGUUCGAGAUUGUCGUCAUCCUAGAAGGCAUUGUGGAAACCACUGGGAUGACUUGUCAAGCCCGAACAUCAUACACUGAAGAUGAAGUUCUUUGGGGUCAUCGCUUUUUUCCUGUGAUUUCCUUAGAAGAAGGGUUCUUUAAAGUUGAUUACUCCCAGUUUCAUGCAACAUUUGAAGUCCCCACACCACCUUACAGUGUGAAGGAGCAGGAGGAAAUGCUUCUUAUGUCAUCUCCUUUAAUAGCACCAGCCAUAACUAACAGCAAGGAAAGACACAAUUCUGUAGAGUGCUUAGAUGGACUAGAUGACAUCAGCACAAAACUUCCAUCAAAGCUGCAGAAAAUUACUGGAAGAGAAGACUUUCCCAAAAAACUCUUGAGGAUGAGUUCUACGACAUCAGAAAAAGCCUACAGUUUAGGUGAUUUGCCCAUGAAACUACAACGAAUAAGUUCGGUUCCUGGUAAUUCAGAAGAAAAACUAGUAUCUAAAACCGCUAAGAUGUUAUCUGAUCCCAUGAGCCAGUCUGUGGCUGAUUUGCCACCAAAGCUUCAAAAAAUGGCUGGAGGACCAGCCAGGAUGGAAGGAAAUCUUCCAGCUAAAUUAAGAAAAAUGAACUCUGAUCGCUUCACAUAACAAAACACUCUAUUAGGCAUUAUUUAAUGUUUUGGUUUAGUAUUAGUCAACUAUUUGGCUAAUGAGAUAAUCCUCCUUAAGAAAUAUGAGAGAAGUCUUCAUCACCAAGUUUUGUUCUUAUGGAGAACACAAAGUUCUGAAGGAAGGACACCAUAACAGUCAUUAAUGGGCAUGUAUUACCACAUCGAGCAUGCAAUAAUGUGCAAAUUUUGCAUUUAGUUUUAUGGCAUGAUUUAUAUAUGGCAUAUUUAUAUUGUAUAUUCUGGAAAAAUAUAUAAAUAUAUAUUUGAAGUGGAGAUAUUCUCCUCACCAUUUCUAAUAUAUGUAUUUAAGCCAAACAUGAGUGGAUAGCAUUCAGGGCGAUAAAGCUGUAUACAUACAUGCAUACAUACAUACAUACACAUAUACCCACAUGCACAUAUAAAUAGUAUAUAUACACAUACAUACAUAUGUAUCUAAUAUAAAUUGCAAUGUUUUGUUCAGAGUUGUAAUUCUUGUGCAUGUUUACUUUAUUAGAGUAGGAAGGUUGCUGGCAUUAAUUAAUACCAAAUAUUUUAGCCUUAAAUAAUUUGUCCUUUAAAAUCUGAUUUAAUAUUCUCUAUUGUUAAGGUAACAGAGGGUUUUCAAAUGUAUAUCAUCAUGAAUGAUUCACAGAAGAGUUAGCUAUUAAUGGCCCUACAGAAAUACAAUUAUUAUGUAUUUAAUUUGUAAGUUUUUGAGAAUCCCAGUAUAUGGAAUAUAUUACAAAACUUACGAAUUUUCAAAGUUGUUGGAUCUGGGCUAAGUAAAAGCUGACCAAUUUUAGUCCAAUAAUUAUAUAUAAUUAUAUUAUAAUUUAGACCAAUAAUUAGUCCUGUCCUAGACUACCUAAUAUCUGCAAAUUCGAUUUCAACACAGUCUAGUGAAAAUAUGAGCUGAACAAAUAUUAAGUCAUUGUAAUAAGCCAGUUGCCAAGUUUUAUUUGAAAAUGUCAAGCCUGUGUGAAGUAACCUAGUAAAUGGUCUGGGUUUCAAGGAACCAAUUGCAAAUAUUGCACUCUUUUUCUGGAACUUUUGUCUGCUAAGAAAAAUCCAAUAAUUAAUCUUCAAGGAGAAAUGGCAGUGCAAAGAAGCAGAUGUCAAAUGUGUAUGCUUAAAAUAUGUAUGUCUAACUGUGUCUCUUUCUUAUGCUGUUCUCUUAUUUAUAGAAUUUUUGUUAAAGGAUAAACUUUUUCCUCACCCGGGAAACCUACUAGUCCUAUCACUCAUAAUUCAGCAUGAGUGUUUAGGCAGACAUGAUAGAAAUUAAGAGUAGGUGAAUUGACAAUAUAGCAUACACAGGAUUUUUUGUUUGUUUGUUUGUUGUUAAAUAUAGAUUUUUAUGAUGCCAUGGAUCCCUGGAAUCUCCAAAUAAUUUUAGCAGUACUACUUUACUAAUCUUAGUAUUAGACAAUUAUGAUGUAUUAGCAAAAUAAAACCUUGAUGAGCACUACACCUUCAACAUAAUGAUUUAGAAUGCAGAGAUUUCUGUGAAAAUUUGAAAGUGCCCUUUAUCAAAAGAAAACAAGUCAUAGGAAUACCUGUAAAAUUUCUUUGAACAUUGCAAUCUAAGUCUGCUCAAAAGAAUUCACUUAUAAUUAAUAUGUAAGUCACUGGUUGCUGGCUUGGGCUUGCAUCAUUUCUUAUGUUUUAGCAAUCCUGUGAUGAUUUUAUUAUUGGCAAAUUAUUACAUCAACAAUCUUUCAUUGACUAUAAUAACACCUUCUGGCUACCUCUGUAUCAACCAAAUUCUGUGUGUGUGUGUGUGUGUGUAUGUGUGUGUUUAUGUACACACACACACACACACACACACACACACACACAUAUAUAUAUACAUAUAUAUACAUACAUAUAUACCAGGAAAUGGUUAUUGGAAAAAUGAUCAACUUUUAGCAUCCAUCCACUGUGAAUAGAGCAGUUGCCCUACUCCUUGACCACUAAAUGUUCUAAUUUGCUAGAUGAAAUGUAUGAGACAGUAGCAGACAGAGACAGGGGUCCAGAGGACAUGGUGUAUUCUUUAGCAGUGAAAAAAACUGAAUAGAUCAUUUAGUAUAACACCUUAAAACCAAAAAAGAGCCAUAAUGUACUUUGGAGAGUCAUUUUGAAUUUGGUUUUGGUACCAUAAAGACUAACCAAAAGCUGACUCUCUGAAUGUAUUUAUUCAUUAACAGAAAUUUUGCAUGCCUUCUAUAUACUAGGCAUUUCUUAGUUCCUGGUGAUUUAGGCAUGACUAUAUUUAGAGAAAACUGCUCAAAAUGAACACUGUGUAUCAGCAGGAUAGUAGGGGGAGUCAAACAAAACACAAAUGAGAGAGCAUCAGUAGUCAUAGUUUCAAUUCAAAGAAUUAAAACAGGAUAACAAUGACUCUGUGAGGUAAUAAUAAUUAGGUUAAAUAAAGUAACACUUAGGGAUUAGGUUAAUAGUAGGGCAGAUACUUGAAUGUUGAGAAUUGAGAAAACAAUAAUGUUGCCAAAAUACAUCAUCUAAGUGAAUGGUAUUCUUUAUAUUUUCCACAUAUAUGUGGGGAAAGUAUGAUUUCUGCAUGUACUUGCAGUUUAACCCCUAUUUUUAGGUUGGGCACAGAACCCCAUCUACCUAGGAAACUGCAGUUUCCACCUGUUGUACCUGUGUAAUUAUUAGUAUCACCCUCUUUCACUCGUAUAAUGUUCUGGUUUGAAUGAUAUAUGGUCAAGUUUUGUUGAAACUAACAAAAUUAUGAAAUCUGAUAUAUUUGGAUAAAAAUAAAGAAUUGCUUUUCUUCUCUUU
Messenger RNA from Jaculus jaculus (lesser Egyptian jerboa), 4787 nucleotides. RefSeq names its product potassium inwardly rectifying channel subfamily J member 3 (gene Kcnj3). The transcript is spliced from 3 exons. Gene Ontology annotation, cellular component: plasma membrane. Lineage: Eukaryota; Metazoa; Chordata; Mammalia; Rodentia; Dipodidae. The coding region runs from base 496 to 2004 and encodes 502 amino acids. Gene Ontology annotation, molecular function: G-protein activated inward rectifier potassium channel activity. The record is from RefSeq and is a predicted model, not a curated record. Gene Ontology annotation, biological process: regulation of monoatomic ion transmembrane transport; potassium ion import across plasma membrane.